Messenger RNA from Pan troglodytes (chimpanzee), 3337 nucleotides. Its product is annotated as small ribosomal subunit protein uS13-like. The transcript has a single exon. Gene Ontology annotation, biological process: translation. Gene Ontology annotation, cellular component: cytosol; small ribosomal subunit; ribosome. NCBI's taxonomy places the organism in Eukaryota, Metazoa, Chordata, Mammalia, Primates, Hominidae. The coding region runs from base 2842 to 3300 and encodes 152 amino acids. Gene Ontology annotation, molecular function: structural constituent of ribosome; RNA binding. The record is from RefSeq and is a predicted model, not a curated record.
CCUGGUGAAGUCGAAACAACUUACCAAGAUGAGCUAUUUUUACUGAGCAGAUUGAUGGGAGCAGCAACCUCAAAAAGCAUCGUUAUAAGGAAGAUACCUCUGCAGUUGUCACCUACUGACCCAACAGUCUCUUCCACUGUUUGUUAGAGUAUACAGCAGGAACUGAGAUUGUGUGGCAGUAGAAGAGGCUCCCAUGAAUUAACUAGCAUAAAAUACAGAGCAAUUUAAAAUUAUAAACACAGAGUUCACAAAAAGUCAAGACCCUUCAACUAAACACUACAAUUUGUACAAUAAUCUGGUUAUUUGUGGGAUUUUGCUUUUUAGAAAUCAGAUCUAUCUAACAUCUUUUACACUUAGUAGUUUGUGAGCAAUUGGUCACACGGUAAAAUAAUACACUUGGCUAAUAAAUUUUAAUAUUCUUCAGUAAUAUAGUAAUAAUCAUACAAAGUACCUAGUUAUAAACAGGCCCAUUAUUACCCAAAUGACAGUGUUAAUACAGCCCAGUUAUUUCCUUGAGUGAUGUGUUCCUCAUGUACAUCUCACACAAUCUUAGGAGUUGAAAAGGAACUUCAAGGUCAUUCCCUCUUGAGAAAUUUAAUUCUACUCUGACAAUUUGGUUAUUACCUGUUUUAAGCUACCUAUAAGAGCUAUUUAAAAAAAAAAAUCAUACUUUGGUUUAUAUGUUAGUUUUUUUCAUGAAAGAUGAGCUAAUCAUAAUUUCAAACAGUAGAAGGCAUACAUAUGUAGGUUUGGAAGGCAAAAUGUCUUGCUAAUUUUGCUUCUGUUUGUAUGAAGUCAAUAAUGAAAUUAGUUCACAUUCUGACUUUCUUGGGUCUGUUAUAUGAGACUAAGAACAUAUCAGGCGAUAAGACAGAAGAAGGCUGGCUGAUCAUUAAAACUUUUAUUUUCUUUCCCCAGUUUGCCCGUUCACCAUAUAGAAUGUAUUAUGCUACACUGGAUCAAGAGUUUAUUUAUGGAGAAAAAGAAGAUGCUUCAAGAGAUGGCCUUGAUAACAGUUAAGAAAGCAGGACACAGAGCUAGAAUGGGGAGAAAAAAAGUCGAACACAGACUGACAAGUAAAGGAUUAAAAGAUCAGAGGCUAUAGAUAUAGAUCUAUACAGUUUUGGAAUAAUGGGGUCUCCAGAUUAAUAAGCACUUUGAACAAAACAUUUGAUUCUGUUUAGAUGAAAAAUAAAAGAAACUCUUUAUUCCCUUUGCACAAGGAGUAAAAGUUGUAACGACAGUAUAGGGCAGGGAAAUUAAGCAGGAUUAUGUUUUGGGAUUUCCCUAAGAGACAAAGAUAGCACUGAAAUGGCUGCUUGAGGUGCCAUUCUCUUACUUAUAUAUAAAAUCACAAAAGCACCUGAAGAAUUAAAGAAUCAAGAUUGCUAUUCAAUCGCUGAAAAACGGAACUCAAUUUAUGAAGCACAGAAUAUCUCUGAAAGAGUAUGAUGCAAACAGUUUUUUCAGAGUCUGUUUAUAACUAAAAGCACUUACGCUAAUUUUAUUCUGUAUUCUAUUUGUAGCUCUAAUCAAGUAUGACAUUUCAUAGUGGAGCCCAAACAAUAACUACUUUCCUGUGACUGACACACAGUUAAAAUAAAAACCUCUUUGGCUCUACACAAUGGAACAGAGAAACAAACAGAAAACCUGCUGGUUUUAUAUGUAGAAACAAUCUAUACACUAAAGAAUGACUAAAUACAUGAUCAGUUUUUUUAAAAAUGAGAAAAUCACUUAUCAAUUUAGAACAUAAAACAUGGAUAAAAUAGCAAAUUACUAGAUUCUUUACUAAGGAAUAUUUUAAUAAAAGGAAUUUUAUCUAAUUUGUACUCAGCAAAUAAAAUAUGUAAUUAACAUGAAAUCAAAAUACACAUGGUACUAGCAUUUUUUUGUUUUUUCAUUGAGUAGUUGGAGAGGGGUGAGCCUUAGAGCACAAAGGUACCUUACUUUGAAAAAAUUACCUAGUAAGCUGGGCACAGUGGCUCACAUGUGUAAUCCCAGCACUUUGGGAGGCCAAGGCGGGUGGAUCACCUGAGGUCAGGAGUUUGAGACCAGCCUGGGCAACAUGGCAAAACCCCGUCUCUACUAAAAAUACAAAUUAAGAUGGGCGUGGUGACAAGGGCCUGUAAUCCCAGCUACUCAGGAGGCUGAGGCAGAAGAAUCGCUUGAACCCAGGACGCAGAGGUUGCAGUGAGCUGAGAUCAUGCCACUACACUCCAGCUUGGGCGACAGAGCGUGACUUCAUCUCAAAAAAAGGAAGAAAAACUACCUAAUAAGAAAGUUUAAAUCUGUAAGGGUACCCUUCGUAACCCAUUUGCAUUCUGGUUGCUUCCUUUUUUGAAAGAAGGGCAGAGCUACCUCUCUAGUAUGCAGAGGUGUGCAGCCUAAAUGAGAAGGUAUUCAAGACCCUACUAGUGUCUGACAUAAUAAAUGUCAACUUCAUUGACGCAGUUCUUGGUAUAACCAAAAAAGCUUGAGAUGGCCAUGAUUAUGUAUGACUAGCUCUUCUUUAACAUUUUUCUUAACAUUAUUUCUCCUAACAUUAUUUCAAACAGCUACAAAGAUUUAACCAAAGGGAGGAGAAAAAAAACUACCAAUUUUACCCUAUUAUUUAAAGCAGGUAGUUCAAAUAAGUAGCUUCUCUCAUAGACAGAAAUUAAUGUUGGCCGGGCACGGUGGCUGACGCCUGUAAUCCCAGCACUUCGGGAGGCCGAGGCGGGCGGAUCACGAGGUCAAGAGAUUGAGACCAUUCUAGCCAACAUGGUGAAAUCUCGUCUCUACUAAAAAUACAAAAAUUGCUCCUCCACAGGAGGCCUACACGCCGCCGCUUGUGCUGCCGCCAUGUCGCUAGUGAUCCCUGAAAAGUUCCAGCAUAUUUUGCGAGUACUCAACACCAACAUCGAUGUGCAGCGGAAAAUAGCCUUUGCCAUCACUGCCAUUAAGGGUGUGGGCCGAAGAUAUGCUCAUGCGGUGUUGAGGAAAGCAGACACUGACCUCACCAAGAGGGCGGGAGAACUCACUGAUGAUGAGGUGGAACGUGUGAUCACCAUUAUGCAGAAUCCACGCCAGUACAAGAUCCCAGACUGGUUCUUGAACAGACAGAAGGAUGUAAAGGAUGGAAAAUAUAGCCAGGUCCUAGCCAAUGGUCUGGACAACAAGCUCCGUGAAGACCUGGAGCGACUGAAGAAGAUUCGGGCCCAUAGAGGGCUGCGUCACCUCUGGGGCCUUCGUGUCCGAGGCCAGCACACCAAGACCACUGGCCGCCGUGGCCGCACUGUGGGUGUGUCCAAGAAGAAAUAAGUCUGUAGGCCUUGUCUGUUAAUAAAUAGUUUAUAUA